AUGUCCGACACGGAAAUGCAAAUGGACACGACGGAGGAACAUCGUGAGGUCGAACACGAGGAGAGCAUUGAGCAGUCGAUGGAUCCAGCAAAGAUUCUACCAACACGCAUCCAUCCCAACAUGCCAAACCGUGCAUCUUUGCAUCAUUCACGGUCAAAAACACACAGCAACAAUGCCAAACCGCCGUCAGUCAAUGGCCACAAAACUUUGCCGCUAGACAAUCAUGCCAUUGUCGUCGGAAUCAGCGGUAGUUCGAUCAACUGGAGCGUAAAUUUCGAACAACUCAUGCCGUUGAUGUUCCAAUGUCUCCGCACGCUUGCUAUGAUCCCUGCAGGUGUCGAGACGCUGCACCUUCUCGCGCGUAUGUGCACCUCUCAAUCGAGUCCAGAUGGAAAUACUAGGUUGGACUAUAUGGCAGCCGCUGCUUGGUCCCUCCUAACCGCCUAUCAGGUGCUUGCAUUUACCACAGGCCUGCUAAAUAGGUAG
Serendipita indica DSM 11827 is the source of this 486-nucleotide messenger RNA. The record is from the annotation of a GenBank genome assembly. Lineage: Eukaryota; Fungi; Basidiomycota; Agaricomycetes; Sebacinales; Serendipitaceae.